Messenger RNA from Trichomycterus rosablanca, 1843 nucleotides. RefSeq names its product tripartite motif containing 55a (gene trim55a). Lineage: Eukaryota; Metazoa; Chordata; Actinopteri; Siluriformes; Trichomycteridae. Gene Ontology annotation, molecular function: ubiquitin protein ligase activity; zinc ion binding. The record is from RefSeq and is a predicted model, not a curated record. Gene Ontology annotation, biological process: protein ubiquitination. Gene Ontology annotation, cellular component: cytoplasm. Bases 113 to 1507 code for a protein of 464 amino acids. The transcript is spliced from 10 exons.
CACCGUUACUGCCAAUCAUUGUUAGAAAAUGGCCUGUUUUUUCUGGUAAACUGUGAAACCGAAGCUUCUGUAACACUUCUGCGUGUUUUUAUUAGAUGCGUCUCGUCGUGUCAUGAGUGUGGCUGUGGAAUUUUCACAUUCCAAAAACCGUGAGACUAUGGAGAGCCUGGAGAAGCAGCUGAUCUGUCCGAUAUGCCUGGAGAUGUUUACAAAGCCGGUGGUGAUCCUACCGUGCCAACACAACCUUUGCCGGAAAUGUGCCAACGAUAUAUUUCAGGCUUCCAACCCUUACUUGCCAACCCGAGGUGGCUCCACUGUGAGUUCUGGCGGGCGGUUCCGCUGCCCGUCCUGCAGGCAUGAGGUGGUUCUAGAUCGGCACGGUGUAUACGGACUGCAACGGAACCUGUUAGUUGAGAACAUCAUCGAUAUGUACAAACAGGAGUCUAUCAGUACAAGCAAUAAGGCAGAACCACAGCAGAAGCCAGACGAGUUGAUGUGUGAGGUACAUGAGGAUGAAAAGAUUAAUAUCUACUGCGUGACCUGUUCUGUUCCCACCUGCUCCCUAUGUAAGGUGUUUGGGGCUCAUCAGGGUUGUGAAGUUGCACCACUCAGUACUGUCUAUGAGUGCCAAAAAACAGAACUGUCGGAGGGUGUUGCAAUGCUAGUGGGAAACAAUGACCGAAUUCAGGCCAUCAUUAGCCUGAUGGAGGAAAGCUGCAGAACUGUGGAGGAGAAUGGGCGCAGGCAAAAGUCCUCUGUGUGCGAGUCCUUUGACCACCUUUACGCAUUGCUAGAAGAGAGAAAAGGAGAGCUGGCUCUGAAAAUCAGCUCUGAACAGCAGGAGAAAGUUGACUACAUCAAGGGGCUGCAACACAGGUACACGGAGCAUCUGGACAAAAGUGCCAAGCUGGUAGAAACAGGGAUUCAGAUCAUGGAGGAACCAGAAAUGGCUGUAUUUCUACAGAACACAAAGACUCUACUACAACAGAUAACAGAGAGCAAAAACACCUCUCAUUUGGAGAAACUGGAAAAUGGAUAUGAAAACCUGGAUCACUUUACUGUCAACUUCCAGCAUGAGAGGACAGCCAUCUCUAACAUCGACUUCACAGGAGAUGAUGGUGAAACCAGUGAUGAUGAGGAGGAUCAUGAUGAUAAAGAGAAUGUGUCCUUUAGUACAAAACAGAGCUCUCCCUUGACUCCAAACUGCCCACCAGCUGUAGGCAACACAUCUGUGCAGACUCCAGCUCCAAGCCCUGCCCAAACCCCAACCUCUAAUCCAGCUCCAGCACCAUCUACAUCCAGUCCAGGUCCAGCCCAUACAGCAGCCACCAGUAUGGUGCAGAGCACAUCGUCAGAUACAUCCAUACCUAACACAGCCCACAGCAGUUCAACAAAUACGACCACAGAGGACUCCAUCAACCCCACAGCAAGAAGUGACACUCAAAGCCCUGAUGACGGAUCCCAGCGCCACGUUUUUUCAUUUUCAUGGCUCAAUUCGCACAAGUAACUCCAUUAUUCCAACCUUUUCAAGGUUUAUAUUUGUUUAUGGUCAAAUCAAGAGAGAUGUCUUUUUGUAAAAUGUGUAAAAUGCCAAAUUGUUUGCACACAAAGAUGUGUGUGAAUAAUAAUAAAUCGCCAAAGAGUAACUCAUACACAUUGUACAACUUUGGGUUUGUUUUAACACUGUAUGGCCUUAAUCCAUAUCAAUGUCGGAAUACACUGUCCAAAAAUCUCAUGGUCAGGUAUUCACAUAAUUUUAGUUAUAUAGUGUAUGUAAUAUAGUAUAGUUUUAUGUAAAUGUAAUGACAAAUCUCAAGCUGCAUUAAAAAUCACUAUGUAUGAA